This is a messenger RNA of Lemur catta (Ring-tailed lemur), 981 nucleotides long. It is a transcript of the gene AWAT1, whose product is annotated as acyl-CoA wax alcohol acyltransferase 1. The record is from RefSeq and is a predicted model, not a curated record. Gene Ontology annotation, biological process: lipid metabolic process. Gene Ontology annotation, molecular function: long-chain-alcohol O-fatty-acyltransferase activity. NCBI's taxonomy places the organism in Eukaryota, Metazoa, Chordata, Mammalia, Primates, Lemuridae. Gene Ontology annotation, cellular component: endoplasmic reticulum membrane.
AUGCCUCAUUCCAAGCAGCCUAAACAUUUCCACAGUUUGAUGCUUUUGCAGUGGCCUUUGAGCUACCUGGCCAUCUUUUGGAUCUUGCAGCCAUUGUUCAUUUAUCUGCUGUUUACAUCUUUGUGGCCACUACCAGCACUUUACUUUGCUUGGUUUUUCCUGGACUGGGAGACCCCAGAGCAAGGUGGCAGGCGUUCAGCAUGGGUAAGGAACUGGUGUGUCUGGACCUACAUCAGGGACUAUUUCCCCAUUACAAUCCUGAAGACUAAAGAACUGUCACCUGAGGACAACUACCUCAUGGGAGUUCCCCAUGGCCUCCUGACCUUUGGCGCCUUCUGCAACUUCUGCACUGAGGCCACAGGCUUCUCGAAGACCUUCCCAGGCAUCAUGCCUCACUUGGCCACGCUGUUCUGGUUCUUCAAGAUCCCGCUUAUUAGGGAUUACCUCAUGGCCAAAGGCGUGUGCUCCGUGAGCCAGCCAGCCAUCAACUACCUGCUGAGCCAUGGCACUGGCAACCUCGUGGGCAUUGUAGUGGGAGGUGUGGGAGAGGCCCUGCAAAGUGUGCCCAACACCACCACCAUCCUCCAGAAGUGCAAGGGGUUUGUGCGCACAGCCCUUCAGCACGGGGCUUAUCUGGUCCCCACCUUCACUUUCAGAGAAACGGAGGUGUAUGAGCAGGUGCUGUUUCAUGAGGACAGCUGGACGUACAAGUUCCAGAGCUGCUUCUGCCGUGUCUUUGGUUUCUACUUUUGUGUCUUCUAUGGACAAGGUUUCUGCCAAGGCUCCGUUGGGCUCCUGCCAUACUCCCAGCCUAUUGUCACUGUGGUUGGGGAGCCCCUGCCACUGCCCAAAAUUGAAAAGCCAAGCCAGGAGAUGGUGGACAAAUACCAUGCGCUCUAUAUGGAUGCUCUGCACAAACUGUCUGACCAGCAUAAGACCUAGUAUGGCUGCGCAGAGACCCCAAAGCUGCUUUUCCUGUGA